AUGGAGGGCGAACGGCACGAUACGAAAAGGCAGGGCGAGGCGGAUGGAGAAAGAAGUGCCGAGAAGGCCAUGGUGGAGGGGAGGGACGGGAGACGAAAGAAGGGCGAGGAGGACGAGCGGCCCGCACAGACCGCGAGCAGACAGCGCCUGCUGGCCAUUUCGAGACAUUCGCCAAGAACGCUAGCUACAUGGGAGGGCUUCGUGAAGGAUGGAUUGAAAAACAUUCGAACAAAGAAGAGGCGACGGGAGGAACCGGCGGAGGAUGCAGAGCUCGCCGCGUACCUGCGGAAGUGCUUCGACUACGGCCGCGCGACAAUGGAGUCAAUCAUGAUUCGAUCAGCGUGCCUCCCUGAAAUCGCCAGGCGGGAGCAGUUCCUUGUCCUCCGGUACGAGGACCUCAUGGCGAUGGACGCGGCCGCGACGCUGCGGCUCCUCUCGCGCUUCACCGGCCUCGACGCCAGCACGAGCCGCUGGUUGCGAACACCGCUAUCUGCGCGAGCCGUGCGCGAGACGGCAGAGGCGAACGCGCACGGCGUCACCUUUGUCACCUUUGCCAACGCGGCGCAGCUCGAUUUUGCUCUCAACUGGCACCAGCACCUCUCCCUCCUCGGCCUCGGCCGGAGCGCGUUGCUCGGCGCAACCGACGAGGCCACGAAUCGCGGCCUCUCGGCGGCCGGCGCGCGCUGCUUCCCUCUGAAGUCGUCCAUCGGAGCCGAUGAGGCCAAGUGGGGCUCGCCGGGCUUCUCGCACAUGGGACGCACAAAGGCGCCCGCGCUUCUCGUCCGCACGUUGCUCGAGCUCAACGCGACGCUGCUCUUCGCCGACGUCGACGUCGUCUUCUUGCGAGACCCCCUCCCGUACCUCGGCCGACAGCUCGCCGCCCACGCGCAGCUGCUCUUCCACACCGACGGCUUUGGCUCCUCGCCAGAGGCCACUGCACUCAACCAGCUGCUGCGGCGCGGCCUGGUCGCGCCGCCCGCCGGCGACGCGCGCAAGCUGAUGGCGGCCUACGGCGGGUCGCUGCAGCUCGGGCUGCUGCCCAACCACCUCUUCCCGUCGGGCCACCUCUUCUUCAUCCAGCGCGCGCUGCACAGGCUCGGCGCGACGCCCGUGGCACCGGACCUGCCUCCAGAGCUGACGUCCCGCUUCGGAGAGUCGAAGCUGCCGCCGCGAAACCUGCGCCUCUCGGACCAGCUCGUGCAGGACCACUUUGCGCUCGUCAACCACCAACUGGCGCAGCUGCGUUCCGCGCUCCGCCUCGCCCUGCUGCUCAACCGCACGCUCGUCCUGCCGCGCUUCGUCUGCGGCCUCGAGACGGUGACCAACUUUGCGCACCGCGGCAUCCGCUGCCUCGGCUCCAACGGCUGCCGCAUGGCGCUGCCGCACUACUGGCGCGGCGUCAUGCCGCAGCUGCCCGCGCUGCAGAUCGGCCGCCGCGACGGGAACUUCCACUCGCGCGACCCCGAGGCGCUCGCCGCGCACUACAGCCCCGACAGCACGCUGCGCGUGCGCGUGCGCGCCUCGACCGCCCGCCCGUGCGACCAUUGCGGCGAGAAGGGGUACGUGGGCGGCGGCGAGAGGCGGAGGGGGACGCCGCUCGCGUCGGUGGGGGGCGACGCCCUCACGCCCGCGUCGCUCGCCGCGACGGCUCGCAGCGUGGAGCUGGGGCCGGGCGAGGCGGUCGACGAGGCGCGGCUGCGGCGGGCGCUCGGGCCGCACUCGGCGACCGCCCGGCUCCUCCACUUCGAGUCGCUCCGGCCGGGCGCCGUCGAGCCGGCGCUGCCGCCGCAGCUGCGGCGCGCGUUUGACGACACGAUCAAGCCGCUCGGCGGCGGCUGGUGUUGCGUCGCCCCGGCGGUGCGCGGCGCGCUCACCCACUUUUGGUACGACUUGCUGUAUGACACCCCGCACGUUGACCGGUUCGGCCGGAAGUGGACGGCGGAGAAGCCGUGGACAGCGACGCCUGGGCCGUGA
Molecule: messenger RNA, 1974 nt
Organism: Emiliania huxleyi CCMP1516
Lineage: Eukaryota; Haptophyta; Isochrysidales; Noelaerhabdaceae
Exons: 11
Coding region: 1-1974 (657 amino acids)
Biological process (GO): cell wall pectin biosynthetic process
Cellular component (GO): Golgi apparatus
Molecular function (GO): arabinosyltransferase activity
Source: RefSeq, a predicted model, not a curated record